Blepharisma stoltei is the source of this 1215-nucleotide messenger RNA. Lineage: Eukaryota; Ciliophora; Heterotrichea; Heterotrichida; Blepharismidae. The record is from the annotation of a GenBank genome assembly.
AUGACUAAGGUGAUAAGCCCAAAGGAACGAGAAAAAGAGAUGGAAGAAACUCGAAAAAAAUUUUUUGAAGAGUCUAAAUUUGACCCUAAUUAUCAAAGAUUAGGGCUGUUUUCAUUUGUAGGAACCACUGCGAUUUCUGAUGACACUUAUUCAAGAAGCAAACCUCCAAGAAGAAAUGAUGACGGUUCUGUAAAAACUGCUCCACGAAAUUUUUUAACAUCUCAGGGCAAGCGAGGCAAAACUUCAGACUGUUAUUUUUCAACCUUUGAGUAUAUAGAAGACAAAUACGACCCUAAAAAGUUGAAUAAAGACAAUAAAGCGAAAUCUGAUCAAAUUAAAAAACUUCAUGAAACUCCAUGAAAGCCUGAUGGCCCAAUAAGGGCAGUUUAUUCAACAUAUCCAAGCAUGCCUACUAUGAAUUUCAGGCAAAUCAAAAGAAAACUCCCAGAUGGAUCUGUGUAUACAGAGCCAAGGAACUUUCUCACGAAUCCUCCCAAAAAAGGAGAAGCUGCUUGCACUCCUGGGGUGCUACUUGGUGGAUAUCCAGAGCACCAAGCUGAUCCAUAUAAUAGAAAAGACCAAUUAGCAAGAGAGCAAGCUAAAAGAGAUAAAGCAAAAAUGCAAGAGCAGCCGUUUAAAAGCAUGGUUUAUGGGGAAAAACCUUUUUUUGAUGAUAAAGCCACCUAUGGAGGUGAAAAUCCUAACUCCCCCUUCUCUGAGAACAAAUAUUUAGUUCGCUCACUGAGGGAUUAAAUUUAUAUAUAAAUUUUUAUAGUAUUUUAAUUUUCAAAAUUUAAAUAAUCCCUAUUCACUAAAGAUUUCAUUAUAAUAAUUAUCGUUAUAUAUAGAAUUUUUUUUCAUAAAAAAAUUUGUUCACUCACGGAGGUGGGCUUUUGGGCAAAAAACACAGGGAUUUUUCCAAUUAGUUUAUUCGCUCACGGAGGGGGGAGUAAGGGAAGAGUAAAAAGACCAUCAACCUAUGGAGGGAUUCAGCAUGAUAGAGCCUUUAUACCACCUAAUCCAAUGAGAGAGGGAAGCACUUUAGCACCUUUUCCUGAGCACAUGCCCGAGCCAUAUGAUCCUGCAAUUAAAAAAGACAAUAAAGAAAUAGUUCCUUGGAAAACUACUUAUAAAGAGAGGACAAAGCCAUGUGUGUCAGUUUCAAGUAUGGUUGUGAACCUUAGAACUGAGUACCCAUCUUUAAGACAUAGAUAG